Molecule: messenger RNA, 5426 nt
Organism: Micropterus salmoides (largemouth bass)
Lineage: Eukaryota; Metazoa; Chordata; Actinopteri; Centrarchiformes; Centrarchidae
Gene: galnt12
Product: UDP-N-acetyl-alpha-D-galactosamine:polypeptide N-acetylgalactosaminyltransferase 12
Exons: 10
Coding region: 586-2319 (577 amino acids)
Cellular component (GO): Golgi apparatus
Source: RefSeq, a predicted model, not a curated record
GUUUAGGGAGAUAGUAGUUGGGCACACAUUAUAACCUUGAGGAUGAAUUUAUAUUUGUCUUUUUAAUUGUAACAUUUCAUUUUCUCGCUGAAAACUAAACAAAACAGUGGACUUUUUUUUUUAAAUUUGACCUAGAUUUGUUGUGUUUCCAGUGGGAGCCUAAGGUUACAGGUUGGGUAGUUUUAGCUAGCUAAUCCGAGGAGAUAACGUUAACUAAUCCCAGUUUGUUAAUCCUUUCACACUUCACUUGUCUUCAGGACACCGUUGAAGAGAGUCGAGGAGUGUCCUAACUUACUCCAACGUCUGUCAAGAUAAAGACGUUAAGGUUUCCUGCUCAACAAGUUAGCCAAAAACUCACAAGUUUGGUAGUUGGACAUGUCGUAGAACGAAUAUGGAAAUGUAACGUCACAGUUACACCAGCUGCGCCUGAAAGAAUGCGGAAUAAACUUGAAGUCUUUCAACGGAAACGAAACGAGGCUGGUUACAGUGCACGGGUCACAUCAGCAGUAGGUGCCAGAGAAGAGCAGCUCCACCUCGGGGCAUGAAACCUCAGUCCGAUUUUCCACCGAGGAAGGAAGCGACAGGAUGGCAGUAUGCGGAAGAAGGAGUCGACCCAAGUUAGUUUUUUUAGUCUUUGGUGUCACGUUAGUGGGAUAUCUGGUGUUUUUCAGACAUAACUCCGUGGAAGUGAACGCGACAAAUCGACGGGAGGCCCCCGGAGAGCCAGAGGUGGAAAAUGAACAGCUUAAGAAACCCGUCUACGAGAAGCCCCCAUUGGAUAUACAUGCCCUGGGCGAAAUGGGGAGAGCAGUCAAACUGAACCUACAGGGAGAGGAGAAAAAAGAAGAGGAGGAAGGCAUCAAAAAGCAUCAGAUUAACACUUAUGUCAGUGACAGAGUAUCUCUGCACCGCCGGCUGCCUGAGAGAUGGAACCCACUUUGCAGGGACCUGAAGUAUGACUACCGGUCCCUGCCGACAACCUCCGUGGUAAUCGCAUUCUACAACGAGGCCUGGUCCACCCUGUUGAGGACAGUCCACAGCGUGCUGGAGACGUCACCGGACAUCCUGCUGAAAGAGGUGGUGCUGGUGGACGACUACAGUGAAAGAGCUCAUCUCAAGGAGCCAUUGGAGAAGUACAUCUCAGGUUUGAGGAAGGUGCGUUUGAUCCGAGCCACCAAGAGGGAGGGGUUGGUGCGGGCCCGGUUGCUAGGUGCGUCCAUUGCCACAGGUGAUGUGCUGACCUUCCUGGACUGUCACUGCGAGUGCCAUGAAGGCUGGUUGGAGCCCCUGCUUCACAGGAUCAAAGAGGAGCCAUCGGCUGUGGUCUGUCCCGUCAUCGAUGUAAUCGACUGGAACACCUUCGAGUAUUUAGGGAACUCUGGCGAACCUCAGAUCGGGGGGUUCGAUUGGCGGUUGGUCUUCACCUGGCACACUGUCCCAGACUAUGAACAGAAACGCCGUCGCUCGCCCACUGAUGUCAUCAGGUCUCCUACGAUGGCAGGUGGUCUGUUUGCUGUGAAAAAGAACUACUUCCAUUACUUGGGGACGUAUGACACAGGGAUGGAGGUGUGGGGAGGAGAGAACCUGGAAUUCUCCUUCAGGAUUUGGCAGUGUGGGGGCAGCCUGGAGGUACACCCAUGCUCCCAUGUGGGUCAUGUGUUCCCUAAUAGAGCCCCUUACUCGCGGAGCAAAGCUCUGGCAAACAGCGUGAGAGCCGCUGAGGUCUGGAUGGAUGAAUACAAAGAGAUCUACUACCAUCGAAGCCCUCAUGCACGGCUGGAGGCCUUUGGAGACGUGACAGAGCGGAGGAAGCUGAGAGAAAAGCUGGGCUGUAAGAGCUUCCGGUGGUACCUGGAUAAUAUUUACCCCGAUAUUAACGUCCCAGAGGAUCGCCCAGGCAUGUUUGGAAUGCUGAAGAACCGGGGCAUGACCGACUACUGUUUUGACUACAACCCUGCAGAUGAGAACACUAUAGUAGGCCAAAGGGUCAUCCUGUACUCGUGUCAUGGCAUGGGUCAGAACCAGUUCUUUGAAUUCUCCACGGAGGGUGAAAUCCGCUAUAACACAAGGCAACCUGCUGGAUGCGUUGCGGGUGACAGCGUCAGCACCUACCUGACUCUCCAGCUGUGUAGACACCGAGGGCAACCUGUAUCUGCAGACCAGAAAUUUGUCCUCCGAGAGGACGGGAGCCUGUACCAUGUGAUGAGCCAGAAGUGUGUUGAGGCGGUAAGCAAGACAGACAACGGGACACCAGCCCCCUCACUCCAACCCUGCACCGACAGUCUCCACCAAAAGUGGUUCUUUGAGGAGAGAAUGUAAUAGUAUCAACCUAGAAUGUAUCUACAAAUAUAUGUUUUCAAUCAGGGCCAAUGUCCUGAGGAGGGGUAUGGGUGGACUGAAUCGCUUAAUGUUUUUUUAAUAUGUUUACCUUGUCCUAAAAGGAGCCCAAAGGAGGAAGUUCCUAUGCUCCCGUCCAAACUUUAACCUUUGCACAUUUCUGUGCCAGCUGGAUUUACACUAAUAAUAUAAUUAUAUUGAUGAAGUCCUUUGUAAAUAUAUAUAUUAUUGCUGUCAUUUUUCUUGUUUUAUCUAUCUAUCUAUCUAUCUAUCUAUCUAUCUAUCUAUCUAUCUCUCUCUCUCUCUCUCUCUCUCUCUCUCUCUCUCUCUCUCUCUCUAUAUCUAUAUCUAUAUCUAUAUCUAUCUAUCUAUAUAGAGGGAGAGAGAGAGAGAGAGAGAGAGAAUAUUUUUCUUGGAUGCUGUUGCUGGGAGACAGGAGCCUGCUGGAAUAUAUAUUGUUCUUCUAAUCAAGGAGAUGCUUGAGAAUUGUUGGGGACCUGCACAAUUGUACAUGCUGUCAUUUUUCUUGUUUUUCCAUAUACACAUUGCACUACUGGUGCAAUCUUUAAGAAUGAGAUCAAUUUAGCUGACUGGCUCAGUGCCCACAUCUGGAUCAUCACACGUCUGGAUGAAAAUAACUGCUUUACACCACUGUCAACAAGCUAGGAGCCUCUUGUGAGCUAGUGAGGCAUUUUAAAAUGUUUGCAUCUUCUCCUGUAGAUGGGGCCAACGCUCCUCUCUGCAGGUUCCUUUCUUUCACUGUGUUCUGUAUUUGUGGGUGAGAAAUCUUCAGGUAUGCUGUUAAGAACCUUUUCAGGAUGUUUUGAGUGUGUGCUACUCUUACAUACAGUGGCUUAGAAAAAACCCUUCGAUCACAGGCAUAAUACUAGUAUCUAGUACCUCUUCAACUUAAUUACUUAACUACUGAUAACAGGAGAAACUCGAGUGUUAUUCCAUUCUGAUUUGUCUGAAGUCAGGAGAAGAAGAAGGAGUUUUUUUUUUUUUUUUUUUUAACGUAGUGUACUUGCCUCGGUUUUGUGCCCUUUUAAAUGAUGUGCAGCUUCAAAAUCAUAGCCAUAUUUGAUGGAUUUACUACAUUUGGUGUCAACUUUCUUUAUUUUUAAAUUAGGUAUUUUUCUAAAACUAAAUUACUGUUAUUUCAUACCUUCACUGCAGACAUAUCUAAACUUUAGUAAAAAGUGAGUGGGAAUUUAUCUAAUCUUAAUCCUGAGUGCAUAAACACUGAAAUCACAACAAGAAUAUGAUCUUCUGCCUCAACUUACUUGUACUGAUUUGGGCACACUGUCUGUGUUUCCAAUCCAUCAGAAUUAGACAACUAUAGAUCCCUCUGUUCGGAGCCGUGGUCACUUGUGUGACUUGUCCCUCAGGCUGUGCAGAGAGACUAUGGGAAACACAGCAGAGGCAUAGACAGUUGUUUGUCUCCAGAUUGCUGGGAUGCCAGAUGGCUUCCUGAUUGAUUUUCUGGUCCUCUCCCAAUUGUUUAUCGCCACUUUUCCCUCUCUGUGUCAGAGGUGUGCAGCAGAGGACGUAUCUUUUGGACUUGCGCCAAAUCCUUCUCAGUUAUGAACUUGUUACUCACGUGCUUGAGGUUUGAUUUAUGAACGGAAGUUAUCAAGAGUACAGUUUUUGACAGCAGAAGCAGAUAAUGGAGGAGAUUGAAUGAAGCAAUUUGCGACCUCUUCCUUACCAUUAACCUUCACAGCUCUGUUAGGAUUUCAUGUUUGGGGACGAUUGGACUGAAAUAGAUUUUCCUGUUGAUUCAGAAUAUAUACUGACAGUAAGAUAAAUGGGAGAAGGAAAAACACCAUUUUGCCAGUACCACCACAGCGGGGGACUUGAGUAGAAUCAGAAUCCCUUCAGUUGCCAAAUUUUAUGAAUGUACAGUAAUGUUGCAGGAACAUGGUAACAUCUGUGCAUAUGAGCUCACAUCGUACAAGGCUGAAGGGCUAAAAGGCAGCACAAGAUGUGCUUUACUUUGGAGUGUGCAGAACACAGGAAAGGAGUAUCAGCUGUUCUGUGUAGGAUGAAGGCACAUUGGAAUAUGAAUAUAAUUUGUGGGGUUAAAGUUCCCAGUAGUCCAUAAAGGCUUUUGUGGGCAUUAUGACUGGUACAUGAUUGUGCAGACAAUGCUUUGUGAUAAGUGGAAUGUACCAAAUGACCAGUAGGAAGAUUAUAGUGCGUUCCAUAGAGGGAGGGGAGCGACAGCUGUCUCGGGAUUGUGUGAAUGUUAUCAGGCGAUAAAGCUAAAAAGAAAAAAGUCUGAUUGUUGCGGUGUCACUGCUUGAUCUUAGAAGAGGACCAUAUGCCUAAGAAACGUUUGGGAACAGGUUGUCUGACUUAAGAUUAGAAGAAGAUGCUUCAAUGAGGAUCAUCCAUGAGAGAUCAGACUCCCAGGUUUAUGUAUUGAACACUUCAGAAGUGACAGUGUUUUCAUUUCCAUCAGUUUGUGUCUUAAGCCUGUGAGUGCAGUAUAAUUAUUAUAUUAUGUUAUUAAAAAGGGGUUAUUUAUGGUCCCCCUGUUGCCAUCUGUUAUUCCAGACAUGUCCUACAUAGUAAAACGUUUUUUAUGCUGGCAUUAUAUGCUAAUGUGAUACGGUACACACCGCUGCAAUAAAAUUUAUAUUUGCCAGUCUCGGGAUCAUAUAUCUCUGGCAGAUCACACAGGGCUUUUAUAUCAACUAAACCCUUGUUGUAAAUGGUAGUGAUAUUCCAGGGAUCUGUUGGUGCACUUGAACCUAUCAAGAUUGUCGCUAACCCUAAUGGACCAUGUAGUGAUGUUUUACAAUAACAUUCACACAUCUUCUGUUUAUAAUUAACUAUUCCCAGUGGAGUCAUUUAAGUUGUUGAAGUGGUAAACAUGCACAAAUGAUAAUGCUGGAAUUUAUCACCAUGUCUGGUGUAUUAAUGCUGUCAGUACUUCCAGUGGCCUUAUAUUAUUGUUAGGAAAGUGACAGAUAAGAUAAACAAUAUUUUUUGUAUUUGUUGGUUCCAAUGAAUGGACCAAAUCUGGUGUCAGUGUACCCAUUUAACUUGUCAGAGUAAGUAAAUAAAAUAAUGCUGGAUUUGUG